UGUAUAUAAUAUAAAUAGGCCAGUUUGAACAUGAAACAAAAUCCAAGAUUGAGCUUAGGCAAGCAAACCAAAAAUGGCAUUGAUGUUGGAGAGCCCUAAUGAGAUGCCUAAGCUCAUCUCCUUCCUCUCAUCUCUUCUCCAAAGUGUCGCCGAAUCGAACGAUCGCAGCCCGGGAUUCCAGCCGCAGAAGAUCUCGGUCUUCCAUGGCCUCACCCGGCCAACCAUCUCCGUCGCGACCUAUCUCGAAAGGAUCUUCAAGUAUGCAAAUUGUAGCCCUUCUUGCUACAUUGUUGCCUACGUCUACCUCGAUCGCUUCACGCAGCGCCACCCGUCAUUGCCUAUCAAUUCAUUUAAUGUCCACAGGCUGCUCAUCACUAGUGUCAUGCUUUCUGCUAAGUUCUUGGAUGACAUGUAUUAUAACAAUGCUUACUAUGCCAAAGUUGGAGGGAUCAGCACAACAGAAAUGAACUUUCUUGAAGUGGAUUUCCUAUUUGGAUUAGGGUUUCAUUUGAAUGUGACCCCAGCAACUUUUCAGACAUACUGUUUAUAUCUCCAUAGAGAAAUGAAUUUGCAGCCUCAGAUCAGCAGCAAUAUUAAUAUUAUUGCAGAAGAAAUUAAUGGGAGAUCAUCAAAAGUACCACAUUCUUGUUUUAAUGAAGAUGAAUCAUCACAUCAACAGCAACAGCAACUUGCUGUUUAAAUUUAUGUUUUUUUUUUUUUUUUUGGGUAUCUCUGUUAUUAUUAUUAUUAUUUUUUUCUUGGGAAUGUUUGGACCUUUUAAUCCAUUGGAAUGUACAGUUGCUUGUUUCCUUUCAA
Molecule: messenger RNA, 816 nt
Organism: Andrographis paniculata
Lineage: Eukaryota; Viridiplantae; Streptophyta; Magnoliopsida; Lamiales; Acanthaceae
Product: cyclin-U4-1
Exons: 2
Coding region: 74-700 (208 amino acids)
Biological process (GO): regulation of cyclin-dependent protein serine/threonine kinase activity
Molecular function (GO): protein kinase binding
Source: RefSeq, a predicted model, not a curated record